Molecule: messenger RNA, 1113 nt
Organism: Rhagoletis zephyria (snowberry fruit fly)
Lineage: Eukaryota; Metazoa; Arthropoda; Insecta; Diptera; Tephritidae
Source: RefSeq, a predicted model, not a curated record
AUGAACGACACCCUUUUGCUGGGUAAUAUAAACACCGGCAAAAAACAAGCAAACAACAAGCCAAAAACUCAAGCCAAAGCUCCUUCUACAAAGCGAGUGAAACAGCCGAAUUUGUUUGAAAAUGGCGCUGCCAGACAUCUGAACUUGGGUACCUCCAGAGAAGCAGCAGUUAAAAGGCAGUUCAGCCCCAACGGGACUAGUAAUGGUUUUAAAAUUUUGCCUGUGAAGCACAGUGGGUUCUCCAGAAUACCCAAACCGCCGCCACCGCCUAGUAGCUCGCACCGUGGUAAUAAUGACAACCAAAACAAAUCAUCGGCGAAUCAUCAGUUUAUUAAACCUUCGAAUCAUGAAAAAGACGUUCGUCCAAAACAUUUUAACACCUCCGGGUUUAAAACUUCAAAGCUAUUUGAUAGCGACACUUUUAAAGAAAUCAAUGAAAUUGAAAAAUUAGAAGUUACCACAAAAAAAGAGGAACUCUUUUCUGCUUCGAGCUUUGCCGAUCUUCAAUGCGACCCUCUUCUGGUAGCAUGUCUCAAGCAGCGUUUCUCACUGGAGACUGCCACCAAAGUACAGUCGCUUUCCAUUCCUGCCUUGAUAUCAGGCAAAGAUGCACUCAUCAAGUCAGCCACGGGUUCGGGAAAAACACUCGCCUACUCAAUACCACUGGUACAACGGCUGCAGGUAGUGGAGCCCAAGAUUACUCGAACUAGUGGUCUUUAUGCCUUGGUCAUUGUGCCCACUCGAGAGCUUGCCCUGCAGACGUACGACUGCUUGAAUGAACUGCUCAAUCCAUUUCGACGAAUUGUGCUUGGACUUUUAGUCGGUGGUGAGAAGAAAAAGUCCGAAAAGGCUCGCAUUCGUAAGGGACUAAACAUUCUGGUAGCCACCCCUGGCCGUAUGCUAGAUCACCUUGGGCACACAAACAACUUGCGACUAGAGAAGCUGCAGUAUCUAGUAAUCGACGAAGCUGAUCGUCUUUAUGAACAGGGAUUUUCUGCCAUAAUUGGCCAAAUUAUGGAGUUUAUUCAGAAGCGAUUCACCGAUCAGACUGUGCAAACUGUUCUGCUGUCUGCCACUCUGUCUAAGGUACCUAAUAUCGGAUGCUUUGCUUAA